Toxoplasma gondii ME49 is the source of this 2127-nucleotide messenger RNA. RefSeq lists its product as hypothetical. The record is from RefSeq and is a predicted model, not a curated record. NCBI's taxonomy places the organism in Eukaryota, Apicomplexa, Conoidasida, Eucoccidiorida, Sarcocystidae. Bases 456 to 1436 code for a protein of 326 amino acids. The transcript has 5 exons.
ACUCUACAUUUCUUCACAGCGAAGCGCUUGACUGACCCUUCGUGCCGUUCGCUGCUUGUUUUGAGACUGUCCUGGUUUCUCGAGCUUCUGUCUCACCGGUGGACGUCCAGAGAAAAUCACGCGCCUCGUCCGGAAGCAGAGAGGUAGAACUGCCAGCAACUUGCUGUUCUGCGCUUCGUACAUCGUCCCCAACAGUCCAGAAAGGUUUUGCUGCAUCAGAAACCCGUCUGUCUGCGCGACCCUGCUGCAUACAACCGUGUCGUGUCUUCGAUCCGUUGUUGUUCUUUGCCCGCCUCCCGACAGAAGAAAAGUAUAUCCACGCGUCGCCGGCCGGCGUUUUCUUUUCGGAAUUUCUCUGAGCAGUGACACGCAUCAUCUGACUCCUUCUGCGGACCCAGCGCACCCUCUGCCAACUACUUCGCGUUUGUGGAGCCUGGACUCCACAGAGUCUGUUGAUGAUUGACCGCUUGAGUUGCUGGUUUCCUCGACACACGAUGAACUUUGUCAAGAGCAGCGUCUACCAGCAAGAAAUCACCUCGGAGGGGGUGAAGGAAAAAGAAAUUGUAACUCGAACUAAGGAAGAGAUCGCUCUCGAAGAGCGCUUGAAAAAUCUCCCCGAGUUCCAGCGCCAAAACCAUUUCCUCAGUUUUGCAGAGGUCAAAUACGAUGACGCCAGCAUCGCAGAGAAGAAGGAAGGAUACAAUCCUGAUGUCCCCGCUGCGGUGACCGAGGAAGAGUUUGAAUACUACGAAGCCUUGGCUGCACAGGACAGACGCCGUCAGAAGCAGCGCCAGCAAGAAGAGAAAGACAUGCAGAACGAGUUUUUGAAGGCCAGGAAGGAGAUGGAGGAGCAGCGGAGACAGGCACAGACAGAAGCGCGCUCCUUCGUGUCGCCUCUCGCUGCAUCCCCUGUGGGGGGUCUGCACGCACGGAGGGGAGAGCUGACCCCCGAGACAGCCGCGAGUCUCGCCGUAAAGAUUCACUCAGCCACGCCACAAGGACAUGCACCAUGUUCCAGCAUGGGAGCGCGCAUCUUCGAUCUCACUUCCAAGCGAAAACUGGUGACACCGGCGCAGAAGCGCUCAAACGCUGCACUCACAGAGUCUCCUGGAAUGUCCGGUUUUCCUUCGACAGUGAAGAGAGUUCGGCGAAAUGGAGAGGCAGAGAGUGAAUUGCAUGCACCAGCUACGGGGUCACGCCAAGACGACGCUUCCGUCUCUGGGCCUCCAGAAGAGACAUCUGAAGCUCCAUUCCCCACUGGCGGUCUUCAGGACUUGAUGGGGGGCUACUCAGAUGACGAAGAAGAGAAGGAAGAGAAAAACGAACAGAAACAGGAAGAAAAAGAGGAAGAGAAAGAGGAAGAAGAGGUAGCUAGGCGCGACGGGGAGGGAGGAAAGGGAGAGACGAAAGAGACGAAGGGUCCGGGUGGGAAGUGAGGAGAAAGAGGAAGAAAGAAAGAACAACCAGGAAGAGAAAGAACAGAACGGAGGUGAAGACUGGAAACAGAAAGAAGAAGAGGAAUCUUAACGAGCUUCGAGGACGACAAAGGGAGUAGGCGAGCGUGAGUCACGAGACAACAAGAAGAGGGAGAAAAAUCCUUUUCGUUAUGUGAGAAGAAAGACGCUUCAAAGAGGAGGCUGGAGUCGGAGAAAUAAAUCUGUGAAUAGAAGAGGGGAGAGAGACUAAGAGGAGGCGCGCCGCUGCCUUGAAAUGCAUUAAGCAAACUAGGCAGCAGCCAACUGUAUUUCUCUGAAACGUUCGCUGAAGCAACUCGUGGCUUGGCAGUCCAGAAACGUGAUGUAGAGACACGUGGAGACGUGCAUGCGUCUGGAGAUGCAGUUCUGCAGAGAUUGAUUGAGCACCUCUUUGAUGGCAUGAAAAAGCCAGUCGCGUCAACCGUCAGCCUUUGCUGCCGCUGCGUCCAGAGUCUUCAAUGUCUCUUUUGUAAUCUCGCUUUUCUUAAAGGAAAAUUUCUUGGUUCUGGUGUUUUCGAUCGUCCUUGCCUGCUUGCCUUCUCGGGUGUCUUCUGUCUGUGCCCGUCUCUGACGUUUUCUCACACAUGCAUACGCCAUGAAGCACCUGUUAAACGCACCUAUUGACGCAUGCACGCAUUUAAUUAAAUAGUUG